Molecule: messenger RNA, 2208 nt
Organism: Durotheca rogersii
Lineage: Eukaryota; Fungi; Ascomycota; Sordariomycetes; Xylariales; Xylariaceae
Exons: 3
Coding region: 197-2128 (643 amino acids)
Source: RefSeq, a predicted model, not a curated record
CCACCUUCGUGCGCCUCCGAUAACGAACCUAGCCCGCCGACGAUAAGCCUUUGCCGGAAGGACGAGGCCCGUAGUACGCAGCUAUCGAGGAAUCCCGACAGACGCGCCGUCGACUAGCCCACGCUUGUUUCCUGCAUAGGUAUAUCCGCGCCAGCGGCUCUGCCCCUCAUCUGAGGAACUUCUAUUCCGCCACGUAAUGGAACAGCCCGAACUCUCGACCCCCGCCGAUACACCGAUCGCUGUUCCACCCCCGACCGCCGACCGUGCUGCCGAUCUCGCCGAAGUCGAGUCGAGUCAAUCAAACAGACUCGACCCUCUUUCCAAAGUGUCCAACUCCGUCCCCUCUCUCCGCUUUCCCCGACCGCUGGGCAACCGGCAGCUCACCAACUGGAUUUCCUCAAGCUCUCCCGCCAUCAUGCAGCCCGAGAACAACAUCAUCGACGAUGACCCUAACCUGGCCGAGCUGGGCUACGAUGUCAUCGGUACCGAUGGAGAGAGCCAGGCUGAGUCCACGGCUAGCUCCUUUGACUACCAGAGACCCGAUGACGUCCAGAGCCUAGCCGGCACUGAUACCGGCACCGAUGUCGACACUAAUGAGGCCGAUUCCGACUCCUCUGACGACGACGAAGGAGAGGACGCAGCCACGCUGAACAACACGGCUGCAGCUAGCAUCAUCAGCAGUACCGUAGUGGAAUACGAUGGCCAGUCUGGCGGGGAGGAUGACGACAUCGAGAGUCCCGCGAACCAGAGCCUUGAGAACCCCACAGACGUCUCCCAGCACGGGCUUCCGCGCCUAAUCCCCGAGGACCGGGACCUGACAUGGAAAGCCACGGCGGACUUGCAGCAGCGGUCCAGCCACGAUAACGGUCCGAAUGAAGAAAAGACUGCGGUGUCGCUACCUCCGCCGAGCUACGACUUGAGGGAUACCGUCUUAGAAAGCUACCAUGUAGCGCUCGGAUACAUCCGGCGGAACCGCCGUAUCAUCGGCGCUCUGUCUGGACUUGCCCUUCUCUACAGCCUCGCCAUCGUCGGCAAGUACUUUGUAUUUACCCCACCCGCCCCGAAGGUCAUAUCUACAGUUCCGGUGGCCGCAGUCUCUUCUGCCGCGGUACCCUCUCCUGUGGGAACCUCUUUAUCUAUCUCUGCACCCACAUCGACUUGGGUGCCCGCCCAGACGCACAAUGCGUUGCAGACGGGCAACCCCUCCAAUAGCCUAGCCUUCAUGACAUUCGGGAGAGAGAGGACGCAGACAAGUCUUAUCCCGCUAGCCCAGCCACAGACUAUCUGCUCGGCGGAGCUGUAUGACCGCAACGAGAUCGUGGUCAAGAUCCCCCUAGAUAUCAAAUCCACCUGGCUCGCCAGGGACGCUAUUCUAAUCGCCGUGAGCCGUGGUCUCUACGAUAUUCCGACUAAGGUUUCGUCUGUGGACGAGGGUUUUCUCAUAGAGGUACCGCAGGGCGAGGCACACGGCAUCUUGGCCAUCUCCAUUGCGACGACGCGUAAGCCCAAGGUUCAGGAGACCUUCCAUGUCAAUUUUGGCAGGAGCAAGUUCACGGGCGCCCUGGAUGCUGGGAAGCAGCUUGUCAGGGGGUUCGCGCAGAAGUUUGUCGACACCGUCAACGAGACGACGGCAUGGGUUGAAGAGACCUACAUUCCGGCCCUAGACGUCAUGUCGAAACAGGUCUGCAUCCAAACCUCAUCUGUAUCCGGCUCCUUGCUACAGGCGUUCAGGGAAGCUUCCAACGCUGCCCUCGAUCUCCCGACGCGCCUCACCUCUCAGCUUACCGCUCAUAUCAAGCAGUCGCUCGACCGCGAUAGCCUGGCCCAUCGCCACCGCCAGACCCGGCUACAGUUGACGCGGGAAGCCCAGGACCUCGGCGACGAGCUAGCCCUGCGGUACCUUUCGGCACAGCUGAGCUCCAAGCUCUGGUGGCUGCGGAUACAAGGAAAGACCGAGGAGUACCAGCGCUACCUAUCCAAAGCUGAGGCCUACCUCAGGGAGAAGGUUGCGGACGCCAAGGCUGCCCGACUCGAGAGGGCCGAGCAUGUCAAGAAGCAGAUACGAUCUCAGCAGACGCACGAGCGUCGCGAAACAAGAAGUUCCUUCUGGGGUAAGGCUCGGGCUUGAUUCGGCGAAAGCCUGGGUAAGAAUUUACAACAUGGUCGGCUAGGAUGGACUGAGUGGCAGGACGGCGUUUGGUAUUGGUG